Messenger RNA from Megalopta genalis, 1636 nucleotides. RefSeq names its product UPF0764 protein C16orf89 homolog. Lineage: Eukaryota; Metazoa; Arthropoda; Insecta; Hymenoptera; Halictidae. The record is from RefSeq and is a predicted model, not a curated record. Gene Ontology annotation, cellular component: cytosol; membrane.
GAAUUACGAGAGGAUCGAAUGAUUUCCCUUCGGAGCCUUAAUUCGAGGCUGCCACGAGUGGAUCGUUGGAAAAUCUCGAGCCGAGAGAUUGCCAGGAGCCUCGAGAGACGGAUGGGCGUAGGAUCGAAACCGUCGAGCGUCAUGAAGAAAAACUGGCCCCCGUGUUUCCGGUGCACGUGACGAACAGACGCCGUUCUCCCUAUCAAUUUCGUGAAGUCCUCGUGGCACGGACGCGAGUGGGGCUGCCGCUAUAAAGUCUCUGGGAACACGAGGACAUUCCUCUAGAUCGCAGCCGAUCCGGAUGAAGGGACUUCGAGGGCUCGCCGGCACCUGGGCGACGAUCUGGCUGCUCUGCGGGUUCACGCCGUGGAUCCGCGGAAAAAUGAUUCCCGAGGACUUUGAGGAAAAGCUGACAGCGCUCUCGAAAGUGGUCGAUUAUAUUCACGAGAGGCCGGAUCAAAUGAACGCCGACGCCACCUUCUCUAUCACUAUCGUCGAAGCCAACAUAGCGGCCACGCUUAUGCACAGAAACGCGCGACAGCUCGAUAACGGAUACUGGGAAACGUUGACGAGGAUCUUGAAGCUCUGCGACGCGAUACGACGAUACCUGCUCGACACCCUCGUCCCGGAGAACAAGGACGUGCAAUUGUUGCACCACGCGUUGAAUAAUCCUGUUCUCUGGCUGCGACCCAUAUUCUGGCAAGAUGGCGGCGUGGACAGAGGCAGACCGACGCCCGAUAUUACUUAUCAGGAUAUCAGCGAACUGAUAAUGCAGGGAACGCCCAAGGAAGAGGAGAGCGACCGAUGUCUCGGCGAAAUCGUUUCGAACGGACUGAACUAUCGAUAUCGAAUGCCCGAUACGUGCAAUCAGAUUCUAAUGAGACGGGACUUAACCAGAGGGUAUCCUCUGACUCACAGGCUGCUGAUCGUCCAAGUGGCGAAGACGCUGAGGUGCGAGUACGGUUUGCCGAUACGUUCUUCCGAUUUGGUGGCUUCUUACUGUUCAUCGAUCCUUCAGGAUCUGGUUGACAUCGAGGCAGCUGGAUUUCCUUACCAGACGCCGGACUUGAUGAUGGAACAAGUUCUUCUGUGCGGAAUGGAAGGCUUCCUCGAGUUCACCGGCGGCCAUUUUGAACGGCUCGUGCUGCGCUGGGCGCAUCCGAGCGGAUGCUUUAGUUCCUUUGGAAACGAGCUCCAGUCUCGAGUGAUGCGACGAGCUUCGACACCGACGGACUUCGGUUGCGACAGCCAUGCCACCGGCCUCGCAGCCGCAACUCUUUCGCUGUUCAUCCGCGAGAACGUGGAAAACGCAUUCAAAUAGCUGAAUAAAAGUUCUCGCGAGCGAUCGCGAAUAUACCUCGCCUUUACCUCCACGUUCGAAUUCCUCUCCGCUGACGUAAAUCCGAGGAUAACUCUCUUACUCGGUAUUCCAUUAAUUUCAUUCAUUUAUUGAGAAACAGCCUUACAUAAUAUUUGUACUUUGCCGUUUAGUAGCAGCUUCGUAGUAGCAGCGGUAAAUAAUGAAACACUUCGAGCAACAUAAGCGUUCGUUUGCUAUAUCAGACUUGAAUCAUCUUCGAAGAAUCGCUUCUUUGUUUUUCUUUACAAAAUAAAGUCUUAUCUGUACGCCGAUGAA